Molecule: messenger RNA, 3165 nt
Organism: Emys orbicularis (European pond turtle)
Lineage: Eukaryota; Metazoa; Chordata; Testudines; Emydidae
Gene: IPO11
Product: importin 11
Exons: 31
Coding region: 238-3165 (975 amino acids)
Biological process (GO): protein import into nucleus
Cellular component (GO): cytosol; nuclear envelope
Molecular function (GO): small GTPase binding
Source: RefSeq, a predicted model, not a curated record
GUCUGCUCUAGCUGGAGCCGAAUGGUCCCGGCUCGUGGCGCGAGCUUCGGAAGAGGUGGGGGUCGCGUCACGUGCAGCGGCUCUGACCCAACGAUUCCUCCUUUCUCCAGAAUCAGCCUUCCAGUUAGAGAAUUGCCAUCUCUUCUUAGAGGUCUUUGAAAAAGCAGGAUUUGGGACCCAUUCACAACACCAUUUUCCACCAGAACUGGAGAAAGGACUGUCACAGUAGUGAUUUUCAUGGAUCUCAAUAGUGCCAGCACUGUUGUUCUGCAGGUCUUGACCCAAGCCACCAGUCAAGAUACUGCUGUGCUGAAACCAGCUGAGGAGCAGUUGAAGCAGUGGGAGAUACAGCCGGGCUUUUAUUCAGUCUUGUUGAAUAUCUUUACAAAUCAUACUCUGGAUGUAAAUGUAAGGUGGUUAGCUGUGCUGUACUUUAAAAAUGGAAUUGACCGCUAUUGGAGGCGUGUAGCACCACAUGCUCUUUCGGAAGAGGAGAAAUCUACAUUGCGUGCUGGGCUCAUCACCAACUUCAACGAACCAGUGAAUCAGAUAGCCACUCAGAUCUCUGUGUUGAUUGCUAAAGUUGCUAGGCUGGAUUGCCCUAGACAGUGGCCAGAGCUUAUUCCUACUCUUCUAGAAUCAGUGAAAGUCCAAGAUGAUCUCCGCCAACACAGAGCAUUACUUACUUUUUAUCAUGUUACUAAGACGCUGGCAUCUAAACGACUUGCUGCAGAUAGGAAACUUUUUUAUGACUUAGCAUCUGGAAUUUAUAGUUUUGCCUGUUCCUUAUGGAAUCAUCACACAGAUACAUUCCUACAACAGAUCUUUACGGGAGAUGAAGCUGCAGCUACAAAUUCAUUAGAAAGAACUCUGUUGUCAUUAAAAGUGCUUCGUAAAUUGACAGUUCAUGGAUUUGUGGAACCUCAUCGGAAUGUAGAGGUGAUGGGAUUUCUACAUGCAGUAUUUGAGCGACUAAAACAGUUUCUGGAAUGUAGUAGAAGUAUAGGAACAGAAAAUGUAUGCAGAGACCGUCUAGAAAAGACUAUUAUUCUGUUCACUAAAGUGCUUUUGGACUUCCUGGACCAACAUCCUUUUUCAUUCACCCCUCUGAUUCAGAGAUCAUUGGAGUUUGCUGUAAGCUAUGUUUUCACAGAGGCUGGUGAAGGAGUUGCUUUUGAGCGAUUCAUUGUCCAGUGCAUGAAUUUCAUUAAGAUGAUUGUAAAAAAUUAUGCUUACAAGCCAUCAAAACGUUUCGAAGAUAGCAGUCCUGAAACUCUUGAAGCACAUAAGAUAAAGACAUCAUUCUUCACUUACCCAACAUUAAUGGAGAUAUGUAGGAGAUUAGUCUCUCACUAUUUCCUGCUAACAGAGGAAGAAUUGACAAUGUGGGAAGAGGACCCAGAAGGCUUCACUGUAGAGGAGACAGGAGGAGAUUCUUGGAAAUACAGUCUUAGGCCAUGCACAGAGGUUCUUUUUAUUGAUAUUUUCCAUGAAUAUAAUCAAACCCUUACUCCUGUGCUUUUAGAAAUGGUUCACAGUCUACAAGGACCUACGAAUGUGGAAGAUACUAAUGCUCUACUGAUUAAAGAUGCUGUCUACAAUGCAGUUGGGCUGGCAGCUUAUGAGCUAUUUGACAGUGUGGAUUUUGAUCAGUGGUUUAAAAAUCAGCUGCUAGCAGAGCUACAAGUCUCUCAUAACAGGUAUAAGCCAAUACGCCGGCGAGUAAUUUGGCUGAUCGGACAAUGGAUUUCUGUAAAAUUCAAAUCUGACAUGAGACCAAUGUUAUAUGAGGCAAUUCGUAACUUGCUUCAAGACCAAGACUUAGUGGUCCGCAUUGAGACAGCUACAACACUGAAGUUAACUGUAGAUGACUUUGAGUUUAGAACUGACCAGUUUUUACCGUAUCUGGAAUCCAUGUUCACUCUACUCUUUCAGCUACUUCAAGAAGUCACAGAAUGUGACACAAAGAUGCAUGUUCUUCAUGUUCUUUCUUGUGUGAUUGAAAGAGUCAAUAUACAGAUACGGCCAUAUGUAGGAUGUUUGGUUCAGUAUUUACCCCUGCUUUGGAAACAAAGCGAGGAACACAAUAUGCUGAGAUGUGCCAUUCUAACCACUCUAAUUCAUCUUAUUCAGGGAUUAGGAGCAGACAGCAAGAACCUCUACCCUUUCCUACUUCCAAUUAUUCAGCUAAGUACAGAUGUUUCCCAGCCUCCACAUGUUUAUCUUCUGGAAGAUGGCUUGGAAUUAUGGUUAGUGACAUUGGAGAAUAGCCCAUGUCUUACUCCUGAGCUGCUGCGAAUCUUUCAGAAUAUGUCUGCCCUUCUUGAGCUAAGUUCAGAAAACCUCAGUACCUGCUUUAAGAUCAUCAAUGCUUAUAUUUUUUUAUCAUCACCUGAAUUUCUACAGGUGUAUUCAGGUGACCUAUGCCGAUCGUUUUGUGAGCUCUUAAAGGAUAUAACUACUGAAGGUCAAGUUCAAGUGCUGAAGGUUGUGGAAACUGUCCUAAAAGUAAACCCAUCAUUGGGGCCUCAAAUGUUUCAACCCCUUUUGCCAUCUGUAUUCAGGGGGAUUAUAGAUGGGGAGAGGUAUCCAGUGGUGAUGUCUACUUACUUGGGAGUCAUAGGUAGAGUUCUGCUACAAAAUGCAAGUUUUUUUUCACUGCUUCUGAGCCAGAUGGCAUGCGAGUGUGGUCAAGAGUUGGACCAGCUUCUUGGUAACAUGAUUGAAAUGUGGGUUGACCGCAUGGAUAAUAUUACCCAACCAGAAAGAAGAAAGCUUUCAGCUUUGGCAUUACUUUCACUUCUGCCAUCAGACAAUAGUGUUAUCCAAGAUAAAUUCUGUGGCAUCAUUAACAUUUCUGUGGAAGGGCUGCAUGAUGUUAUGACUGAAGAUCCUGAAACAAGAACAUACAAAGACUGCAUGUUGAUGUCUCAUUUUGAGGAGCCCAAAGUGACAGAAGAUGAGGAACCUCCUACAGAACAGGACAAAAGGAAGAAGAUGCUUGCACUGAAGGACCCUGUACACACUGUGUCGCUGCAGCAAUUCGUCUAUGAGAAGCUAAAGGCACAGCAAGAAUUACUGGGAGAACAAGCCUUUCAGGCACUUAUGGAAACAGUGGAUACAGAAAUAGUCACACAACUACAAGAAUUCUUGCAAGGCUUCUAA